CAGGAAGUGGGAAAUCUAGCAGUCAGAUCUUCUUAGGCGAGCACUAGAUCUAGCAGUCGUUGCAACAAUAUUGCCAAGCCUUUCCAUGAACUCUACAUUAGGCCUAGACUACUGUUGACAAUUGAUCUAACGGGGAGUCUCGUAAGACAGAAGGAUUGAUGCAUACUUAAAUUUCUCGUGUUUAGAUUAAUCUGUUUCAGGUUUUGUAAACGUGGACCAUGCCUUUUUUCGAAGGGUUGAGCAUCGAUGACCCAAAAGUGAUCAUCCUCGAUAUUGGUGCGGCGUACACAAAGUGUGGAUUGGCUGGUGAAACAGGUCCAAGAUGUAUCAUCCCAAGUCAUGUAAAAAAUGCAAGGAGGUCUGAGAUUGUGAAUAUCUGGGAUUACAGCAGUGUGGGAGAAUUGUAUGAGAACCUGAAAGACCUCUUGUAUACUCUGAUAUUCAGGCACUUGCUUGUGACACCCAAGGAUCGCAGAGUGGUGGUUGUAGAAUCUCUUCUAUGUCCUUCCGAGUUCCGAGAGACUUUGGCAAAAGUGUUGUUCAAGCACUAUGAGGUUGGCUCUGUGUUAUUUGCACCAAGUCACCUUGUUGCUCUACUGACUUUGGGAACAAAUUUUGGACUUGUCGUCGAUGUUGGAUUUCAAGAAACUGUGGUUGUACCUGUGUAUGAAGGAAUUCCCAUCAUGAAAGGUUGGCAGUCAAUACCUCUAGCUGGGAAAGCUAUUCAAAGCCGCAUCAAGAGUCAACUUUUGGAACAUGGAACAGUUAGUACCGCUGAGCAGCAGCACCAGGCUGUCUCUGGCUUGAAAGAAACAAUCACAGAUGAAGUUCUUGAAGACAUAAAAGUUCGCUGCUGCUUUAUCACAGAAUAUUCCAGAGGCCAACAGAUCCAAGAGGUCACAAUGCGUGGUGGUCAUGCAAACAAGUUACCUCCUCCUCCACCUGAUACUGAUUAUCCAUUAGAUGAUGGCAGUGUAUUGAAUGUCAGUGGAAGAAUCAGGGAGCACUCUGGAGAAGUUUUGUUUGAGCAAGACAAUGAGGAAACCUCCAUUGCUACCUUGUUGUUGGAUUCUCUGGUUCAGUGCCCACUGGACACCAGGAAGCCUCUGGCCAGCAAUGUCCUGGUCAUGGGAGGGACGGCCAUGAUGCCUGGCUUCUAUCACCGGCUGCAGUUGGAGCUGAGCAACCUGUUGAAGAAGCCAGUAUAUGCCAACCAGUUGGGAGUGAAGCAGUUCAGGUUUCACAAAGCACCUGCUAAAGAAAACUACACAGCCUGGCUGGGAGGUUCACUGAUAGGUGCUGUAGAAACAUUACCCUUGAAGUCACUCUCAAGAGAUGUGUACUUACAAAGAGGAAAACUUCCAGACUGGUGCUGUGUGGAUUCAGAUUUUCUGACUGAUGAAAAGUCCCACAAACCCUAGUUCUUUCUUUAAUUUAUAAAGGGCGUUAUUUGCAAUACUGUAGUCGAUGUAUCGUCUAUACUGCUUCUUGCUGUUGGAGGGUGCUCCGACUGACUGAAUGGGCUUUGACGGAACUACAGUGGACACCUGAUAUAACAGGGAUGGUGGGACUAGAGAAAAAGUCCUGUUAUAUCGAUCCCUGUUAAAUCUGUAAUGCAAGGGAAGUAAGCAUGUGUGGACUAAUCCAGGAGUAUUUAUUCACUGGUAGCUUCUCUUGCCACACGUACCAGGUCUGUGUAUAGCACAUGUGUGCGUGUAGCUAUGCUUAGGGCUAGAUCAAAGUGUGCAGCACAUCGCAGCCCUCUCUCGCUUCCCCCUUCUGCGCGUGCUUGCAGUGGUGUGGCUUGCGUGGGCUUGCUCCAUUACUGCGUUUCUGUCUGUCUGUCUCUCCUCUUACUUUUUACACAUUGUUAACGAGCCUUUGUCCCUGCUAUAACCGAUUGGGCUCAGAUGAGGCACUGUUAUUGCCGAUAACUUUUAAUAGAGACAAAGAGUAGGAAAAAACGGGGAUUUAAAAAUCCCUGAUAUUACCAGACCUCUGCUAUUACCAGGCCUGUUAUAUAUGGUUUCCACUGUAGGUUAUUGUCAACAUAGAUUGUGAUAGCAGCAUGCGAAGUGUGCUGCUUGUUAUCGGGUACUUAUUGGAAGGGGUUUUUUGUUUGUUAAUUUGCCUCUACUUUUGCUUGUAAUUAUUGUCACGCAACACAAUUUUGUCAAUUUUUGCGAAAUGUAGUAUAUAUGAAUGUCUAUUGUGCAGGCACCUUCAGGUUUCUUUCAUUUUUCUGCAUUUAAAUUUAAUUAUAUUUAAUUGAAAUGAGAGCCAGUUGGGGGGGUGGGGGGGGGGAUUUGUUCCAUGUUGAAAAUGUUUUACUAAAUAAAAUUUUAAAUUGUAUAUUAUGUGUUUAGAAAUCAAGCUGCUGUUAUAAAGCUUUAUUCUUGAUGUAAACUUUGCAAAAGCUCAUCAAACAAUGAUUGUCAUCUCAUCAUGGUCAGGAAUGGAUUGCCUUGAAAAAUAUCUUCCAAAGAAUGUCGGUGUUAAGCCACUUUGCCUUCUUUCAAGUCAAAAACAAAAUUCAAACAAUUCAUUUAAGAAAAAAAAAACAGCUGCAGUUGGACACAUAUAAUAUGUACACGGACAACUUGAGAUCGUGGAUAGCUCAUACAAUUUGCCAUUCCCCGACUGAUUUCUCGCUAAUCUGUCUACCCGGAGUAUGGAAUGCAUCAAACAGAUUUUGUUUGAGUUGUACUUGCCAGAUUGUUUUAUUUUUCAAUCACUGUGAAAUUCAAAACAGUGGACACCAUAGUGCAAGUUUAAGGUCCCUUUAGUGAAUGAUGGAUUGGUAUUAGCAACCCAGUUUCACUAGUUUCAGAGGUACAUGUUUAAUGGUUAUCUAAGGGCUUAUUUUUGUUAAAAUACCGGCACAGGCUUGCUCAGCUGUGAGCCAUGAGCACACAUUUCUAUUUCUUCUUUUUCUGUAUUGACACCCUCUUUGUUUCAACUGGAACCGGUAUAUAUAUUUAUAGCUUAAGACCUUGCCUUAAUUAGGCAAUUGCUUUUUCCCCCUUCACACCCAGGUUGUGGCUACUGUGAAAUGCUUAAUUCUCAAUCAAUUGCAAUUCAAUAAACCUGUCGUUCCAAGAAAAA
This is a messenger RNA of Aplysia californica (California sea hare), 3105 nucleotides long. RefSeq names its product actin-related protein 10. The record is from RefSeq and is a predicted model, not a curated record. The coding region runs from base 219 to 1421 and encodes 400 amino acids. Gene Ontology annotation, biological process: retrograde axonal transport of mitochondrion. NCBI's taxonomy places the organism in Eukaryota, Metazoa, Mollusca, Gastropoda, Aplysiida, Aplysiidae. The transcript has 13 exons.